Messenger RNA from Suillus bovinus, 633 nucleotides. RefSeq lists its product as uncharacterized. Gene Ontology annotation, molecular function: serine-type endopeptidase activity. The record is from RefSeq and is a predicted model, not a curated record. NCBI's taxonomy places the organism in Eukaryota, Fungi, Basidiomycota, Agaricomycetes, Boletales, Suillaceae. The transcript has 6 exons. Bases 31 to 633 code for a protein of 200 amino acids. Gene Ontology annotation, cellular component: signal peptidase complex; membrane.
CUCACAUUAUCGUCUUCCUAAAUUUCUGAGAUGUUCUCAAAUGAGCUUAAGACAUUCCGUCAACUAGGAUUCCGACACUUUCUGCUCCAAAUUCUUAACUUCGCCUCCGUCAUUGCAUCUGGACUCAUGCUAUGGAAAGGCCUUGGCCUGUUUUUGAACACAGAGUCUCCAAUUGUCGUUGUCCUCAGUGGCUCGAUGGAGCCGGCGUUUUACCGUGGUGACCUCCUUUUCCUCACCAACCCUCCGGGUCAACGCUACCACACAGGCGAUAUCACAGUGUACAGGAUCCCUGGCGCCGAAAUACCGAUCGUGCACCGCGUCCUGGAGACCCGAGACGUAUUUAUCCCAUUUGAAAAUUCUACGGAGAAUCGCAUCGUCAACAAGAGACUUGCAAAGCUCAAACUCCCACCAGGGGAACAUCAACUGAUGCUUACGAAAGGCGACAACAAUCAUGUCGAUGAUAUUGACCUCUACCAGGGCCUUGAAUGGAUCGACCGAAGACAUAUCAUUGGCAAAGUCCGCGGGUUUCUUCCGUACAUUGGCUACGUGACGAUCGCCAUGAAUGAUUUCCCGCAACUCAAAUACGCGCUUCUCGGAGGUCUUGGGCUAUUAGCUAUCAUACAACGGGAGUAG